Choloepus didactylus (southern two-toed sloth) is the source of this 1096-nucleotide messenger RNA. RefSeq names its product decapping enzyme, scavenger (gene DCPS). The transcript has 6 exons. Gene Ontology annotation, cellular component: P-body; nucleus. Gene Ontology annotation, molecular function: RNA 7-methylguanosine cap binding; hydrolase activity. NCBI's taxonomy places the organism in Eukaryota, Metazoa, Chordata, Mammalia, Pilosa, Megalonychidae. Gene Ontology annotation, biological process: deadenylation-dependent decapping of nuclear-transcribed mRNA. The record is from RefSeq and is a predicted model, not a curated record. Bases 31 to 1044 code for a protein of 337 amino acids.
GCGCAGGCGCACGCCACGCUCCCGGGCAGUAUGGCGGACGCCGCUGUUCAAUCCCUCAAGAGAAAGCGCGAGCUGGGCGCAGAGGAGGCGGAAGCCCCCGGGACGGAAGAAGAGAACGCGGGUGUUGGAAAUGGUGCUUCUGCUCCUGUCCGCUUACCAUUCUCUGGCUUUAGGGUGCAAAAAGUGUUGAGGGAGUCUGCGCGGGACAAAAUCAUUUUUCUCCAUGGGAAGGUGAAUGAGUCUUCUGGGGACAGGGAUGGAGAGGAUGCUGUUGUGAUCCUGGAGAAGACGCCGUUUCAGGUGGAACAGGUGGCCCAGCUCCUGAAAGGCAGCCCUGAGCUCCAGCUGCAGUUCUCCAAUGACAUCUAUAGCACCUAUCACCUCUCCCUUCCAAAGCACCUGAGUGAUGUGAAGACCACGGUGGUUUACCCUGCCACAGAGAAACACCUGCAAAAGUACCUGCGGCAGGACCUCUGCCUGGUCCGAGAGACGGGAGAGGAUUACAAGAAUGUCACCUUACCCUACCUGGAGUCCCAGAGCCUCAGCAUCCAGUGGGUGUAUAACAUUCUGGAGAAGAAGGCAGAAGCUGACCGGAUUGUUUUUGAGAACCCAGAUCCCUCUGAUGGCUUUGUCCUCAUCCCUGACCUCAAGUGGAACCAACAGCAGCUCGAUGACCUGUACCUGAUUGCCAUCUGCCAUCGCCGGGGCCUCAAGUCCCUUCGUGACCUGACUCCGGAGCACCUGCCGCUGCUCAGGAACAUCCUUCGGGAGGGGCAGGACGCCAUCCUCCAGCGCUACCAGGUGGCCCCCGACCGCCUCCGAGUGUACCUGCACUACCUGCCCUCCUACUACCACCUGCACGUGCACUUCACCGCCCUGGGCUUCGAGGCCCCUGGCUCGGGCGUGGAGCGGGCUCACCUGUUGGCGGAGGUGAUCGAGAACCUAGAGUGUGACCCAACACACUACCAGCGGCGCACGCUCACCUUUGCCCUCAGGGCUGACGACCCACUGCUCCAGCUGCUGCAGGAGGCCCAGAAAAGCUGAGUUGACUCAGGCGCUGUCAGGAGAAGAAGAGCACAGAUAUGUGGGGAUUUGU